Messenger RNA from Anastrepha ludens (Mexican fruit fly), 1203 nucleotides. RefSeq lists its product as uncharacterized. The coding region runs from base 288 to 1142 and encodes 284 amino acids. Lineage: Eukaryota; Metazoa; Arthropoda; Insecta; Diptera; Tephritidae. The transcript has 5 exons. The record is from RefSeq and is a predicted model, not a curated record.
GGUUAAUUAUACCAGUACCAAUCAGUUAAAAUAUUUCUCCCUGAAAAUGCCUUUUAACAAUUUCAAUAGGUUAUUUUGACAGUGGCAAUUGUGCCACUACUAUUCCUUGUGUUAAGGUAACCAUUGAUACAGCAGUUAAAAAAUAAACGAUUGCAGCAAUAGAAGCGGACCAUGUUGUUGCUGUUGUUAUUGUUUGUAACGGAACUUCGCCGACGCUCGCUGCAAUCAGUUGGUUGAAAACUUUGAGCAAGCCGGUUGAAUGUAAAUUGUGUGUGCAAGUUGUAAAAAUGGAAAAUAAUAUUUUGGAAUCAGCAGAAAAGGACGGACUGGAAUCUAUAUUAGACUCUUGGGGAUUCAGCUACAUUUUACAAACAUUAAAAGAUGAAUCUAUAAUACUUGAACGGCUAAGAUAUUUGGAAGAGCAGGACUUGACAUACUUAUUCCGGGAACGUAGGUUAGGAGAAAAAGUGGAGUUUCGUUUCAAGCUGCAGCAAUGGAAAAUCGCAAAUGGAUAUUCUGAUGUCAAAGCCUGCGAUACAAUAUCUGUAGACACGACUUUCCUGGAAGACGUGGAAAAUUCACAAUAUUUAAACUGCAGUCAAUCAACAAGCUCUUCUUCUAAAGUUAUUUACGAUCCUAAUGGGUACCGCGGCUCUAUUAUUCAAAUCGAUUUUCGUUAUUUGCAUCCACAUUCCACAUCCAUCUUCGAUAAAUGGAAGACCUUUAAUCUCAAAAUUAUCCCACUGAUAAAAACAAUGUUGACGGAUCCGGCGCACUUGCAUCAAUUGGAAACAAUAAAAUCACGAGAAAAAGGUUCAGAACAGAUCAUUGCACUACUGCUUCAUGUUUUGCUGCGUCCAACAAUAAAACGAAAAGCAAAUACCGCAAGAAAGAUUUACCGGUCUACUAUCAAAGAUUCGCAGAUGUCUUUUAUUCUUCAUGUUGUUACGGCAAAUGAUGUUGAAAACUGCUUAAACAAGCUGAAGACUUCCCUUUAUGAUCGCGGUGAGACCUUACAACCAAUAAUUAUUGCAGUUGGCUAUAAUUUAUGUGACGCUAAUGUACUUUUUUUAUAUAAAGGUAUCAGAGAGAGAUUAUUGAAUAAUUAUAAUUUAGUUAUAAAACUGAAAACUUGUGAUUAAAACUACAUUAAAAAAGCUCGAAGAGAUUUGUAAAAGGUUCUGAUUUAACCUUUUUUUUUUA